Lymnaea stagnalis (great pond snail) is the source of this 273-nucleotide messenger RNA. The record is from the annotation of a GenBank genome assembly. Lineage: Eukaryota; Metazoa; Mollusca; Gastropoda; Lymnaeidae.
UCUAGUCUCAUCAGGGCUUCUGAGAUGCCCAGCAUGAUGUGCUCAUCCCGUGAAGAGGGCCUGAUCAGUAACAGUGCUAUAUAUCAAAGUAUAGCAGCAUCGCUGCUGUCCACCCCUCAAGCAGGUCGACCUGAGAGUCCAAUGGGCUCUAUGGAAAGAGAUGACAUUUUGCUCCACGGUUACAAUCUUCCUUUGGGCUCCAGUUCAAUGGAUACAGCACCUUUCAAAAUGACCAGCCAAACAUCUGCCGCCUCAGCUAUGAUUGGUCUGUAA